Molecule: messenger RNA, 675 nt
Organism: Vicia faba (fava bean)
Lineage: Eukaryota; Viridiplantae; Streptophyta; Magnoliopsida; Fabales; Fabaceae
Source: the annotation of a GenBank genome assembly
AUGUCUACCUCAUGUUUUGCUAUGAGACCAAUUUCUUCCAUUUCUAUGAAACCUUAUAACUCAAAAUCAUCAAUACUAAACACUUCAUCCAAAUCAUCUCUUUUAAACUUCGCUUCACUCACAACAACAACAACACUCAACCUAAACAAGUCUUUUAUUUGCAAAAGCCAAGAUCAACCUUUAUCCCAAACCAAACAAAGCCAAGCUGAACCAUCUGAAACAGUAAAAGUUCAAGAGCUUUGUGUUUAUGAGAUUAAUGAAAGAGAUCGUGGAAGUCCUGCUUAUCUUCCGUUUAGUAAAAAAGAUGUGAAUUCACUUGGUGAUUUAGUUCCCUUUAGCAACAAGUUGUACACAGGAUGUUUACAAAAGCGCGUUGGGAUAACAGCUGGAGUCUGCAUUUUGAUUCAAAACGUGGCUGAAAGAAAAGGGGACAUGUAUGAGGCAAUAUUCAGUUUUCACUUUGGAGACUAUGGUCAUAUUUCUGUGCAAGGUUCUUAUUUAACUUAUGAGGAUAGUUAUUUGGCUGUCACUGGUGGAACUGGAAUAUUUGAAGGUAUUAAGGAUUUGCCUCAUGAGCUUGUUGCUGAGCAUGUUGAGCCUAGCCUAAGUGUUGAGCCUAGUCCAGCUGCUAAAGCCUGUGAGCCUCAUGCUGUUAUUGCUGGUUUCACCAACUAG